AUGGAUACACCGUUAUCAUCCGUUCAAGAUUCCAGUCUUAACAUUCAAUCGUCAGCCACCUCUGAGCAGUACGACAACUUCGACGUACAAGCAGUUUCCGUCAAUACUGAAACACAAAGCGAACUCCAUCGAGGGUCCUCUCCAUUUGUAUCAGCUAUCAGCGACUCUGCCCUUUCCGACCAGGAGAACCGUUCUCCUUCAAAGUCACGACACUCUAGAAUUCUUUCAGGGGCGACUCUGUCACCGCUCAGGAUCCUUACCGACCAGCAAGACGGGAGGGACGGAAGAACGACCGACAGAGGUCACGGUCCUCGCAGCCCUCGAAAGGUGUCUCCCGAGAAACGUUUUCCUGUUAAGAUCAGUAACUCCCUCGACACACCGCGCACCUCCCGUGAGAGCACAAUGAGCUUGGAGGACGCUGUGCGACAGAACUCAGGCAUCAAGCAAGCAAUUGAUAUAUUUGAAGACGAACAGAGUGUGCUGGAAGACGGUCGCGACACCAUGGACGUUUCUUCUGGCAAUGUCAACAUGAACCCUGAAGGGGAGAUGGAGGUCGACGAGUCCUUAUGCCCAGAUGAAUCAAUGGUCAGCACAUUUAGCACAUUCUCAGCUGUUCCAAACUUGACCAUGUUCGCCAAACUGGGACAGAGCCCUACCAAGCUGUCCGACAUGGGCAGUCUCACACCUCGAGCCAAAACAAAAGCUGAUCCUUUACCAUCAAGAACACCACAAGCCAGAACAAAACAUGACUCAGGAAAUACAACAAGCCUGUUGGACUUUACAGAGCAGCUCCGUUUCCCUCAAAAGACUCCCUCAAGGGGGGGUCUAUCUCCAUCCCGGACGGCUCCCAACGUGGCCGCGACCCCCUCUCGUGGCUUUUCCAACCUCAUUGACUUUGAUAUCCCUCCUAUGCCCACACCCCGCAGCGUCCCUAGCAUUACUGCUCGGGAACUCGAGUCCCUCAAGUCAAACUUCUUGUCCGAGAUCAGUUCACUCAAGGCCUCAUUGAGUGGAAAAGAGGCCGAGGUGCAAUCACUCAAGGCUGCGGUUGGUGAUGCAGAGAAGCGUGUCGGUGAGUCUCAGGAGCAGCUUCGCGAGGAACAGACCAUCAAGGAGCAGCUCACGGCUGAAAAAGAAGGAUGGGAGAACCGUGGACGCGAAAUGGAGAGUGUAUUGCGCAAGGUCAGGGAAGAGAUCGUGGAGAGUCAAAAAGAGCAAGAAGAACUAGAACAGAAGCUGGAGGAGAGCGAGAAAAGGCGUGAGGCAGCCGAGAUGCUGCACCAAGAAGCGGAGAGCAAGAUCGCUGGAAUGCGUGCUGGAAAGGACACAGAAAAGUCUUCGCCUGAAAAGCCCAAGAACACAACGGACACCAACCAUGAAGUUGAGAUCGCUGUUGAGCGUGUAGCUCGUGAGCUCCAUGCGCUGUACAAGAGCAAGCACGAGUCUAAGGUCACUGCUCUGAAGAAGUCAUACGAGACCCGAUGGGAGAAGCGUGUGCAAGGACUCCAAAGCAAGAUGGAGGAGCUUACUGAGGAGAAUGAGCGUCUACGGGCUAGCCAGGAUGCUAACAUGACCAAGGUUGACAGUGCUGAAGCCGAAGCUGAAGCUGAAGAACGCAGAGCACAAGCAGUACGGGACAGUGCGGCGAUCAAGGAGCUCACCGCCGAUAUUCAACGGCUUGAGGCUGUUGUAAACACUGUGCAGCUCGACAACGAGUCGCUUCGCAGCAUGCUUGGGCGGGAACGUGUGGAAAAGGGCGAGCUCGUUCAGCUCGCAGAGGAGAUGAUGAGUAUGCAGAGCUUUGUUGCUCAGACGCCCAAGCCUCAGCAACAGCUACAGCGCCCUCAAUCUGUGUCCCGCCACCCACACGAGAAGCAACAUGAAAGAGAGCCAGAGGCUAAGACGCCCAAGCGAAGCGCGGAUCACUUCAGGAGUAGUGUCAGCCGCGUUUCUGGACUUCGUGCACCUGGCUCAGCACUCCGAGCACCUCAUGAGCGAACCAAGAGCACAGGUGGAUUGCCUCGUCCUGGUGGUGCCCGCAGCGGCAUUAUGAGCUCCAUCGAAAAGAUGGGCAACUAUCGGGGACGUGGAGGCGAGUAA
Fusarium venenatum is the source of this 2100-nucleotide messenger RNA. Its product is annotated as central kinetochore-associated-domain-containing protein. The record is from RefSeq and is a predicted model, not a curated record. Lineage: Eukaryota; Fungi; Ascomycota; Sordariomycetes; Hypocreales; Nectriaceae. Gene Ontology annotation, cellular component: cytoplasm. Gene Ontology annotation, biological process: cell population proliferation; mitotic spindle organization.